Molecule: messenger RNA, 533 nt
Organism: Lucilia cuprina (Australian sheep blowfly)
Lineage: Eukaryota; Metazoa; Arthropoda; Insecta; Diptera; Calliphoridae
Product: proline-rich extensin-like protein EPR1
Exons: 2
Coding region: 155-511 (118 amino acids)
Source: RefSeq, a predicted model, not a curated record
AACAAGUUUUGAGGUCAUUAUUCAGUUAUCAACUGAAAACUAAAUCUAACAAAUUAUAUAAAAACUCAUUUAUUUCAACGAUAAAGUAUCAAAACCUAAACAAAUUUCAAACAUUGAACACAUUUUUCUCCAGGAAAAAAACCUCAACUUCAAAAUGAAAUUCAUUCUUGUUGCUUUGGCUUUGGUAGUUUGCGUCUACGCUGAUGUCUCCGAAUUGGGUUACAACUAUCCCCAACCUGCCCCUGCAGCUCCUCAAAAAUCAUACAUUCCUCCACCACCACCAGCUCCUGUAGAACAACCUCACAACACUUACAUACCCCCACCACAACCUGCUCCCGUUGAACAACCACAAAAUACCUACAUUCCUCCUGCUGCCCCUGCUCCAGUAGUCCCUGAACAACCACAAAACACUUAUAUUCCUCCAGCUGCUGAAUCCCAUGUAGAAUCUGUAGCUGAAGACGGUUACCGUUACAAAACCGUCCGUCGCGUUGUCUACAAGAACCGUGCUUAAGUUCACGAAAAGGAAUUUCAUA